Messenger RNA from Blepharisma stoltei, 4158 nucleotides. NCBI's taxonomy places the organism in Eukaryota, Ciliophora, Heterotrichea, Heterotrichida, Blepharismidae. The record is from the annotation of a GenBank genome assembly.
AUGAAAGACAAUUUAAUCAGUCCUUUACUUUCAUCGUUAGAUGACAACCCUUCUAUGGAAGAAAGAGAUAUUUUAGACUCAUUCAUCAAUACUCACACUGAUAAAUACACCUUUCCUCCUGUAUACGCUGGACUAUUAGCUAAAAUUUUUACAGCCCGGCUAUCAAUUGAGCAAUUCGUGCUAAAUAAUGAUUUUUAUUCCUAUGUGCUUAAAAUUUUGCAGACUCUCCGCAUUCUAACUCGAGACCCUUCUCUCCUUCCAGUCAUUUUUGAAAUACAAGGGACUGAAAUUCUUGGCCGAAUGCUGAAAAAUUACGCAACUCAACAUUUUUCAAACCUCCACGCAAAGCAUCUUAUUACCUCAUUAGCUAGCGAGCAGACCAUUUUUUUUAAUAUAAUUUUUUUUUACUAAUAAUUUGAUAUAUAAUUAAUAAUUAUAAUAAUGAGAUCUCCAGCUAAUUAUAUUAAAUUUUAAAUAGCUUGCAUCUUUAAGCAUAAUAUACAUUAAAAUGGCGACGGCAAACCAGCUCUUUUUCUCAACACCCGCAGCCGGCGUUCGCUGGAGACCAUGUGGAAGGGAAAUAGGCACUCGGUAUGUGUAUCCGGCUAGGUUUUUUCCUUGGCACAGUAGAGCGCAACGUCGAAUUAGGUCGACGGCAGCUCAUUCUGAUACCAGGGCUUUUUGCCUCAGGGGAAAUGAUUUUCAAGGUUGGAAAGGGGAUGCUCAGCAGCACCAAGGAUGCAUACUUGGUCCGUCGGGCAACUCCCUAGCGUUAAACUGGGCGUUACGUCCCAGGCUUUGGGGUUUUCAUUUUGGCCGACAGUCAUACCAGAAAAUUUGUUUUUCGAAUUUUCGGAAUGGGCAACCUAUGUUGACGUACUUCUGGGUGGUGUAACUCAUCCAAAUACGGAUAGCGAGUGCACAUCCUCGUCUAGUAGGAGCGACACCUUGAAGGUCGUGAUCGAUUGGUGGUGAGCAACCGGUUGAAGCGUCAAGGAUGAAGGUAGACCGGGGAAACCCUGGGUAUUACGACGGGCCUCUUAAUAAUAUAGUUAAUGCUACUGUUAUUGCAUCUUUAAACAUAAAUUUUAUUGAUUUUUUUCCAAAUUUUAACUUAAACAAAAUUUACCUCCUUAGCUUAUAGAAAAUUUUGUUUACUAGUUAAGUGAGAUUAGUGAAAUGCUAGUCGAACUAGCCACUAUUAUUAGAAGGAUGGCCGAAAAUGAUCAAUUAAUCAAACAGUUAUUAUCCUAUAUUUAAAUAAAUACACAUUCAUAUCUAUUUAGGCAGCAUUUUUAUUUUUAAAAAAAUUAUAAAGCAAUUAAUAUAAUAAAAAAAUAAAAUUUGAAAUCCCAGAAGUUUUGACUUUAAUGCUAGGCAGCUCACAUGCAAUUGUAGCAAGAGGGACACUUGAAGCCUUAAUUGCGCUUUCCAAAGAGUAAAAUUAAGUAGGCCAAGAGAUGCGAGAAGUUUUAGAAAAAACCUCAAUCGUCGAGCUCCUAUUAAGAAUAAUCAGCGAAUACGAAGGAGAAUUUAUCCAAUUAGCCUCCAAUUUGCUUAAUGUUAUGUGCCAUAAAGAAGAAAUGUCACGCCAAGUCCGUUUGCAGCGAGGAAAUCUAAUAAUGAUGAAGUAACAGUUAUAUAGUGCUUUUCAAAAAAGUAAAGAUUUAGCAUCAAAACUGUAUUUAUCAAGAGUUAUUUUAACACUUUGUAUGGACACUGAAAAUGUCAGAGAAUAUAAAAAUCUUGGGCUUAUAAGUUUGCUGCUUAAAGUUAUAGGGAGCUCUGACCCCCUCCUAUUUAAAUUGGAAAAAAUCUUUUCCAAUUUAAGAGUUUUUGUUUAAAAAAUAUCAAUCAAUUUUAGAUCUUAAUUUAUUUUAUAAGCAAAAAAUUAAUUGAUUCUGUGUGAAAACUCUUUAAAUAAUAUUCCACUUGCAUUUUUUCCAUUUAAUUAAGCCAAAAAUAAUUUUUUGCUCCAAUUUAAAGGGGGUUAAAAAACCAAAAAAAUGCAAAUUUUACCUUUUUUCAAAUUUAAAGGAGGGAGUGAGCACCCUUUAGAGGUUAUAAAUGCCUUAAAAUUAAUCACCGAAAUGACUCUUGACGAUGAAACUGCGGUCUAUAUCAGAACACAAGGCGCCCAUUUGAUUUCUUACUGCUUAAUACAGUAUCAUCCUCUUAAUUACCCUGAAGGUCUAUCUGACGAAAUCAAGCCUGGCUUAUACGAAAUCCAGCUAAAUGCUUUACAAUGCAUAAGGUUCCUCUACUCAAUUGAAAGAAACCGCAAAUAUUUUAGAAGAAUUUUCCCGCCUCACAUUUUUGCCAGCUUUAUUGAUGUAGGGAAUUAUAUAAAAGACAUCACCGCCUAUCAAGGGACAUUAAAAAUCAUAAACUCAAUCUCCCAAAGUGAGCUAGAAACCAUUGAAAAAGGCAUCCAAGAAAUGAAAGAAACCCAAGACCCAGCCCAAGGGCGAGAAAUCGGAGGCUAUGUCAUAGGCGAAUUAAUCGGAAAAGGCGCUUUUGGUACCGUUUUUGAAGCAACCAAAGGCGGCAAUCGCUAUGCCCUCAAAGAAAUCCCUCUCCAGGACUUUGAAAACGAUUUUGAAGAAGAAAGCAUCGAUAAACUUGCAGAAAAACUCAGCAAAGAAGUCGCAAUUUAUAAGAACUUGAACCAUCCAAAUAUUAUACAAUAUUUCACAUCUUUUGUAGCCAAUGAAAACUUGUAUAUUGUUAUGGAACUAAUUGAAGGCCAGCCCUUGUCAGAUUUUAUUACAAGUGUAAAAGAAAAAGGACAAAGGCUGGUAGAAGGACAAAUUUGAAGGAUUUUUAUUGAAAUGUGUGCAGGGCUCAGGUAUUUGCAUUUAGAUAAAAGAGUGGUUCAUAGGGAUUUUACACCAGCCAAUAUUAUGAUAACAAGAGAUAAUCAUGUGAAAAUUGCAGAUUUUGGGCUUGCGAAACAGAGGGGAGGACAUUCAAGUGGCCAUAUGAAUGCUUUUGUUGGGACAAUCCAAUACUCAUGUCCUGAAAUUGUCAGGUCGCAGCCAUAUACAGAAAAGGCUGAUAUUUGGUCUUUAGGAGUCAUUUUAUAUGAGCUUGCUACGUUAUCUCACUCCCCCCCCCUCCGUGAGUGAACAAAAUUUUUUUGUUCACUCACGGAGGGGGGUUAAUUUUUUUUUUUUAAAAAAAUUUAUAUAUAAAUUUUAUAAAAAAUAUUUUUUUUCGAAAUUUAAAAAAAAUCCUAAUUCGCAAAAAUUGGAAAGCAAAUGUUAAUUUAAUUUAUAAAAUUUAUGUUUUAAAAAGCAAUUCGUUUAAAAUUAAACAGAAUUAGUUUUAGAUUUCAUUCUACUAAUUAUCAUUUAUAUAUCAAAUUUUUUUUUCCAUAAAAAAUUUUUCUAUUAAACAAAUUUUUGUUCACUCACGGAGGGUGGUUUUUGGGGCAAAAAAUGGCGAUUUUUCUAAUGGUUUUGUUCACUCACGGAGGGGGGGGGGAGUCAGCCUUUUUCAGGAGAAAACCCAUUAGCAAUAGCUAGAAAAAUAGUAGAAGAAGACUAUACCCCGAUUACAGCGAAAGACCUAUCCCCACUUCUGAUAAAUGUCAUUAAAAAAUGCAUGACUGUAAACCCUGACCAGCGUCCUGAUAUCUUACACAUAUCACAAAUUAUCGGCCCAGUCCUGAUGUUACAAGUAGAUGAGCUUAAAACCACUGAAAUGCAGCUGAGGGAAACCAUAAAAAAUUCUGCGCCAAAGUCAUCAGCAGACAUCCCAGUUGUCCAUAUAAAGUCAGCAAAUUUAAAAAAAGUAAAAGACCCAGUCCAGCCCUUGUUUCAGACUCUGCAUAAGUUAAUUUAUAUAACUCAGCUACCUCCAGGGCUGCAGAGAGAUCCUAGAAGGUCUAUGUUGGAGUCUUUUAAGCAUUGGCUAUUUAGUGAGCCAAGCUUUGCAAAUACUUUGAAAGAAGAGCUGGGGAAGCUGCAUAAUUGUUCGAAAGAUGAGGUCCCGAUACUUCAUAAAGAAAGGGUGACGUAUGAAACUUUGAAUUUUACCAUUGAAGAGCUGCUGAUUGAGAAGGGGUAUUAUGAGAACCAAGAGCCAGCGACUGCUGAGAUUAUUAGUUCUUCGAUACAGUCUCCUCAAGUUAAGAAAACCAAGUCUUCUUAUUAA